AUGUUGGUUGUACGUUACUGUGUUUGGUUAUGGGCUAUUGGAUUAGCACGUGGCAUCCUUCUAAGCCCCUAUGAAAAUAGGCCACGGCUGUUUAUUCAUGACGGAAAUUUCUUCAUUCAUGCCGGAAAGGAUAAAAACAUCACGUUCAUUGCGAAUGGAGAGGGAACCGUUCUUUUCGGUGGAUUAGACAUUCGAACGCUGCCGUCAGUAAUUAAUCAGGUACCUUCCCAGUCGAUUUCAGAUUUCAGGCCGAUGAGACGACAGCUGAGGCAGCUUUCACGAAAGCUGAAUGACCUACGAAUUAUCGUCGAGCGAGACGAAUGCAACCGGAAUCCUUGCAAGAAUGGCGGCACGUGCAUCGACGGAAUCAACAAAUACUACUGUCUAUGUCCAGACCAAUUCACGGGAGAAAACUGCCGUGAAGAUAUCGAUGAAUGUGUUCUGUAUCACGAUACGGAGUUGGGCUGCCAGAAUGGCGGAACAUGCAUUAACAUCCAUGGAGGAUUUAGAUGCCAGUGUCCAUCAAAUUGGCACGGUCGUCGUUGUACCGAAAGCAAGGACGAAUGCACAACUGCCGGUUCGAAUGCUCUUUGUGGUUUACAUGGAGCUUGUGUUACUGUAAAGGACCCCGGUCCAGGAGAGGCUUCAUACCGAUGUGUCUGCGACGUUGGCUGGCAGCAGAGUGACAGUAUUUCGAACCCGUAUUGUGAGGAUAUUGAUGAAUGCAAGAACAACCCCUGCUUUCACGGAAGUGCGUGUUAUAACUUGCCAGGGAAGUUUAGAUGUGGCAGCUGCCCAGAAGGUUACACCGGAAAUGGUGUACAAUGUUGGGACGUUAAUGAAUGUUUGAUCAACAACGGUGGUUGCUCCAUGCAGCCACAAGUCCCUUGCAUCAACACCUAUGGCUCAUUCCACUGCGGUUCUUGCCCUGCCGGUUUCGCAGGCAACGGCGUGGUUUGUACCAAGGAAUUUGGCUGUCAACAGAAACCAUGUCAUGCGUUGGCGACGUGUUCUGAAUCAGCAGAUUUCGUCGACGGCUUCCACUGUCAGUGUCCGCCGGACUAUGCUGGAACAGGGUUAGGACCAAACGGUUGUUAUCCAGUGGAGAGGGAUCCAUGUUCUUCUCACCCAUGCUUGAAUGGAGGCAGUUGCCAGGCAUUGUCCAGUCGGUCGUUCACGUGUCAUUGUGCCUGGGGCUAUUCAGGGCAAGACUGCAGCCAGGCGAGUCCUUGUUUGAGUGCUCCGUGUCAAAACAACGGCACGUGCGUUUCGAAGGGCAAUAACCAGUACAAAUGUAUAUGCAAAUUUGGAAAUUACGGGAUCAACUGCGAACUGCGCGAAGAGGGUUGUUCAGGUCAUUACCAGUCAGACAGCGGCACUCUCAAGUAUCCGACAGUUGGGCUGACCUACCCUGGCCUAGAAACCUGCAAAUGGACAAUUACCGUGUCCGAGGGGAUGGUCGUGAAUGUUACUUUUGUGCAAUUCGACAUCGAGCGCAGCCAAUCAUCGACGCUGGAUUACUGUCGCUUCGAUAAUUUAACAAUAUUUGAUGGCGGUGAUAUGACGUCACCAGAAAUCGGCAUAUACUGUGGCAUGAUUGGCCAGUCGACGGCCCCCGACGAUUAUAUACUGUCGUCGGGCAAUCGAUUGCACCUGUUGUUUAGAACGGAUGGAUCGGUUCAUCGCAUGGGUUUUUCGCUUAAUUGGACCGCGACUGUGCCAGUAUGCGGUGGUCGACUUUAUGACACCCGUGGGGCCAUUACGUCUCCAAAUUAUCCCCUGCAGUAUGGCACAAAUCUGCAUUGCAGCGGCGUUCAGUGUUGUGCGCAAAACAUGCAGAUUCGCGAUGGCGAACGAUCAGACGACCGAUUGAUGUCGCAGUACUGUACCUCUGUUGCGCCGACCGUGUCGGAACUCCGUUCGUCGCUGCCAUACGUGUUUGUCUAUUUCCGGUCUUCGAGCAACAUCGACCGCCGUAGUGACUCAGAUGGAAGAUUCAUGAUUCAGUUCAACGUGGAAGAAACAUGGGUUGGAUACGGAUAUUUUGGUCUGAGGGCCCAGGACCGUCGUCUUCAUCCUUUCAGAAUCGCCUAUCGCAGAAUUCGUCGACGUUGCUCCGGGGAUUAUGUGGAGAUUAGAGACGGGGGCGACGAAAACGCGGCGCUGAUAUCGAAUCUCUGCGGUGAUACUCUACCGGAAACAAUCACCUCAACUUCUUCCAAGCUGUGGGUGCUUUUUCACUCAGAGGAUCGUUACGCCGGUCGUGGUUUCUCGGCACAGUACGAAAUAAAAUGUGGUGCCAUUUUGAACAGCGAAAACGGGACGUUUCAAAGUCCAAACUUUCCGUCACCUCAUCGAAGCGCAGUUGUUUGCGAAUACGUCAUCAAGGCGCCGCCUCACUACGCGAUCGAACUUUGGUUCACAGCGGUGGAGUUGGGUAACAAGCUUUUCUACAGUUGUGAAGAAAACUACAUCACACUGGAAGCACCCGCAGCGUCGUCGUGGUUCAAUCGUCACUUUUGUGUGAUCAGUACCCAAAAGCCGUUUAUUACUUCCGGCGGUACCAUGAAGAUAUAUUUCCAUACUAACGGCAGCGAGUUGAACCAUGGCUUCCAGGCACGCUUUUCAACCUAUGAUAUCGGAUGCGGUGGCGUGUUAACGAACAUGCGGGGUACGUUUCAAAGCCCUGGUCAUCCUAACGAUUACUUCCACAAUGUGGAAUGCAGAUGGGACAUCAUUUUGCCAAUGAGGUUUAUUGCGAAAGUAGUGUUCACAACCUUCGUGCUCGAAGAACACCAGGACUGCAGAUUCGAUCACGUUGAAUUUUACGAGUCCUAUGUUUCACCAAACGAGACUUCUGGAUUCCUAGGAAGGUAA
Messenger RNA from Soboliphyme baturini, 2877 nucleotides. The record is from the annotation of a GenBank genome assembly. NCBI's taxonomy places the organism in Eukaryota, Metazoa, Nematoda, Enoplea, Dioctophymatida, Soboliphymatidae.